AUGAAAGCGAUACACGUUACCGAAUACGUCCAGGCCAACUCGGAGCUGCGCGUCACAGAGAUCCCGGCCCCGGUACCAGGCGCAGAUAAAGUCCUCGUCAACAUCACCCACAGUGCGCUGAACCACGUCGACCUCUUAUACGCCCGAGGCAAGCACCAGAACAACCACAUCGGCCUGGUCAAGCCGCCAUUUGUCCUAGGGAUAGAGUUUGCUGGCACAGUUGCCUCGGCACCACCAGGCGGUCAAUUCAGGCGCGGCGACCAUGUUUGGGGAGCCGGCGUGGGUGGGUUCGCCGAGCAAAUCGCCGUCCCUGCUUCCGCUCUGUUCAGGCUACCUACCGGGUGGACGUUACAUGAUGCGGCGGGGCUCGGCGCCGGUACUGCUCCCGUGAGUUACGGUGCUGUGAUCAGAACGGCGGGAGUCAAGGCGGGCCAGAUCGUGCUUGUACACGCUGCGGCUGGAGGGUUGGGAGUUGUCGCUGUGCAGAUCGCCCACGCGGUCGGAGCGCAGGUGAUUGGGACAGUGGGCAGUGAGGAAAAGGCUGAUGUUGUCCGGAAGCUGGGUGUGCUGGGAGUGGUAAGGUAUGACAGAGAAGGGUGGGAGAAGGAAGUACUGAGGCUCACAAAUGGUGUUGGCGUCGACUCUGCGUACGAUACCGUCGGUCUGGUCGAGAAGAGCAUCCGAUGCUUGAAGUUUGGGGGCAAUAUCGUCAUCGCUGGCUUUGCUGGCCUCGGUGGGAAGAUGGAAACGCUUGCUAUGAACAGAGUGCUGCUUAAAGGCGCCAGGUUGUUAGGCUACCGAUUCGGGGAAACCGGAAGACGCGACCCCGCCGAGAAUGAGGAAGUCUGGAAGGGCCUUAAUGCAAUGCUCGAAAGCGGAAAGAUCAAGCCCGUCGUCUAUGCCACGUAUCGUGGUCUAGAAAGCGUGCCACAGGCCCUCGACGAUCUUGCUUCACGGAAGGUCUGGGGCAAAGCUGUGAUUGAGAUUCAAGCUUCCCGAGCACAGCUACAAGCCAUGUUAUAA
This is a messenger RNA of Cladophialophora carrionii CBS 160.54, 1023 nucleotides long. RefSeq lists its product as uncharacterized. Gene Ontology annotation, cellular component: mitochondrion. The record is from RefSeq and is a predicted model, not a curated record. NCBI's taxonomy places the organism in Eukaryota, Fungi, Ascomycota, Eurotiomycetes, Chaetothyriales, Herpotrichiellaceae. Gene Ontology annotation, molecular function: oxidoreductase activity. The transcript is spliced from 2 exons. Bases 1 to 1023 code for a protein of 340 amino acids.